Messenger RNA from Frankliniella occidentalis (western flower thrips), 2707 nucleotides. Its product is annotated as carbonic anhydrase 1-like. Bases 440 to 1363 code for a protein of 307 amino acids. The record is from RefSeq and is a predicted model, not a curated record. Gene Ontology annotation, molecular function: zinc ion binding; carbonate dehydratase activity. NCBI's taxonomy places the organism in Eukaryota, Metazoa, Arthropoda, Insecta, Thysanoptera, Thripidae. Gene Ontology annotation, cellular component: cytoplasm. The transcript has 5 exons.
CGGGCGUGGGGCACAGUGCGAGGCGUGUCGCAGCGCGGCGUGGCGGGGCGCGGCGGGGCAGGGCGGCGGUUUGGUUUGUCAGAUUGCGCGGGCGGCAGGGCAGCGUAGGGCGGUCUGCUCGUGCCGGACAGAGACACGCGGCGCUUCGCGAGGGGCACGACAGGCGACCGACCUGGGCGUUGGGCACGACGCGCAGGACGAGCGGGGGGCGAGCACCGGGAGCGCGCCGGGGCCGGGGCGAGUCCAGUCGGUCCAGUCCAGGGUCCAUAGGUCCAGGGGGAGGGGGGCAGCCACCGCCACCGAGACCAACUCAGCUGAGCAAAGCUACCUCGACCUCGACGCCCAGCCGGUGCAGCCCGCCUGGCCGGCCGACGACGAGGCCCUCAGCGCGGCUCGCAGCCUCCGGCCCGGCUCCAGGGUGUCUCCAGGCGCCCUCACCAUGGCCCUCAGCGUCGCCAGCGUCAUCCUCACAGCCGUCUUUGUAUUUGGAUCUGCCAGCAGCUGGAAGUAUCCUGAUAAUGAAGGCAACGGUUGGUCCGGGCUCUGCCGGAACGGCACGGAGCAGAGUCCCAUCGACAUCCUGUACGGAGACAAGGGGGUCACGACCCCGGUCUCGUACGAGCCGCUCGUGUUCGUCAACUACGACAGCCUCGUCAACUACAACGUCACCAACAAUGGCCACACGGCGGUGCUCACGGCCCAGAACACGUGCGCCGUGUACAUAUCGGGCGGCGGCCUGCGCAAGCUCUACAAGCUGGAGCAGAUGCACUUCCACUGGGGCUCAGAGCACCUGGUGAACGGGCAGCGCUUCGCGCUGGAGCUGCAUCUGGUGCACUACGACGCCAACUACGCCAGCCUGCAGGAAGCUCUGGGCAAGAACAACAGCCUGGCUGUGAUCGCCGUUCUGUUCCGGCAGGACAAGUCGGACCUGCCCAACAUCGAGCUGAAGCAUGUGACGUCCGGGCUGCGGGCCGUGACGGAGCCGGGCCGGACGGCGCAGCUGGCGGCGCGCUUCAGCCCGGGCAGCCUGCUGCCCACGGACACGGAGCGCUGGUGGCGCUACGCCGGCUCGCUCACCACGCCGGGCUGCGACCAGGGCGUCGUCUGGACCGUGUUCCGCGACACACUGCCCCUGGCCCGCGACCAGAUCAAGGAGUUCCAGCAGCUGCUCAUGCACUCGGCCGGCCCCUCAUCGUCGGCCGAGUUCAUGCUUAAGAACUUCCGCGCACCGCAGCCGGUCAAGCAGCGCGCCGUCUACUACCAGGACCCCGUGGAGCACACCAAGUGCGGGGCAGCGGUCGGCUCUGCGCCCCUCGCCGUCCUCGCCGUCCUGCUCGCCUGCGUGGUCCUCGGGCGGUCGUGAGCGGGCACCGGCGUGUACCCAGUGACAGCCCAGUGACACCGGCACCAGCCUCACUGCCGCCCGCCUUGAGCUAGACCAUCCCUGAGGCGACCAUCGCCCACCGACUCUGGCACGGUCUUCGCCUCCCCUAUGCAGGGCAGGGUACUGAACACUCAACUGGUGAGGGCCUCCCCUGGUAGGGUAGUAGCCGUGGCGAGGGUGGGAUCCGCGAGUUUCCUGCAGAAGCAGUGUGAGCCUGUAGGAGAUCGUCUAUCUCUCUCCCUUUCGGAAUCAGGCACGAAAGAAAAUUCGAAAAGCAAACCUAAGACUCCUCUAGCGCUCUGACCGCGGAAAAGAUUCGCAUCGCGCUAGUUUACCUAUUUCAAAAAAUUCAGAAAAAUACUGAUUUUACACAAGAGACUUGAUGUCAGGACUGGAUGCUGCAGUUGCAAGCUUUGUGCUUUGAUGAAAUAUGACCUAUUGUGAUUUAAGAUAAACUCAUGUUUGUCUUCUUAUCAUUCUAAUCUUUAUACCAUCUCUUAAUCAAAUGUAAAUGUAUGAGAUAUUACAUCUCUUAAUAUUAAUCUACAUAAUACAUUCAUGGCUUACAUUCCCAUUAAUUUAGUUGUUUAGAGGAAAAUUUUCAUGAUAUUUCAGACAUAGUCCUAAAAAAUUCCACUGGGAGACUUAAAAUUUCACCACUUGCAGUGAUAGGAGUCCACUCUUGGUCAUUCAUAAAUUGUUACAGCAUUUUUAUUGCCAUUCCUGAGUGAUUUACUAUUUUACUAUUCAUGUACUUAAGAAAUGUAUAAUAAAAUGACAGUAACAUAGGCUUUAGCAGUUUUGAAAUGUAUCAACUAGAACCUACAGGUUCUGAAUCAGGAAAAACUGAGGAGUAAAUUUAACAUGAAGAAUGGAGAGAUCGGUGCUAUGCUGAGCUGAGGUCAAAUGAACCUUGUCACAUAAAAUAUUUAAACAAAUGAUGGUACAUUGAAAACAUUUUAUUCGUUAUCAUGUUAGUAAUUUCAAAACUUUCACAGAAUUAAAAUGCAUUAAGACACACCAUGGAAACCACAAAGCUCCCUUUAGCAAAGUCAUGUCAACUAAAAGAAUGAUUUUCCUGCAAAUACACACUUAAAGUUAUGAAAAGGAUAGCAAAACAAGCUUAACUUUUUCCUUGAAAUCACAGGAAUUAAUAUUAAAGAGUGUCAUUUUGUUAUGCUACAAUUUUGAAACUAACAAAUAUGAAAUACUAAACUACAUGCUGAAUUUGAUCUGUUAAACUACUGUGUUGAGGCAUAAUAAUGUAGCUUGGUGCAGAUCAUAAGUAGACUUCUGGAGUAAAACAAUAAAAAAAAAAAAAAA